AUGGCGGCCUCAAUUACCAGCCCGGAGCUCGGCCAGAUUUCAGAGCAGGUAAAAAUAGACUUGUUAUUAGUCGGGGACCUCACCGUGGGCUGCCUGGCAGACAGCGUGCAGCAGUUCUUUUCCAGCGCCUCCGAAGUCACCAUCACCAUCAGUGACUUGAAGAAGGCAGCUGCACUCUUGAAUGAGUGCACGUUCAACAUGGUUUUCCUCAAGAUGGCUUCUUUCCUAACUGCUGAGGAGGUCGAAGCUGUCAAGUUAAUUAGAUUUGGCAAGAAGAAAAGUGCACACGUGCUCUUUAUUUUUAUAGUUCCUGAAAAUUCUUCAGGUUGUAUUUCAGGGCAUGGAGCUGAUAUUACUUUAAAUGAACCAUUGACAAUGGAAAAAAUGAGUAUUGUGAUAAAAUACUGGAAGGCAUAUUUCUCAAAUACGGUUAGGAGUGAAAGUGCUAGGAGGCCUGAGGAACCUGGAUUGUCCCUGAAGAGAGCCUGCAGUGAACCCCCGGGGUAUUUUUCUACUGAUCUGUUUACCUGCUCUGAAUCUCUAAGAAAUGAUAUUGAACUUGAAUUAAAGCCUCCUUUGUCAGAUUUUGAGAAAAACAAAAAGAUUUCUUGUCUUCAUUCAAGCAAAGAAAAGCUGAGAAGAGAGCGAAUCAAGUAUUGCUGUGAGCAGCUGCGUUCUCUGUUGCCUUAUGUCAAAGGGAGAAAGAAUGAUGCAGCUUCCAUUCUGGAAGCAACUGUUGAUUACGUGAAGUAUGUCCGGGAGAAGAUCCCGCCAGCCAUCAUGAACCAGAUUACAGAAAUCCUUCAGAAUAGUAGGAGAUUUUCUAAGAAACAAAUGCCCGCUCAGCUCUCCUUCCCAGGCUCAGUCAUGGCACAAAGGGAAAACAGUGCACUGACAAGCAAUUUCUCACCCAUGAGAAGCAUCAAAUUCCUGACCAACAAGUGCUUGAAUGUGUAUCCUGCUGAGGCUGCAGAGGGCUGCUUGGAUGAAGCUGUGAGAGGUCAGUCAAGCUCCACUGCAGAGAAUGCUGUUGGUGAUCUGUGUAAAACUCGAAUUCCCAGCACAGCGCUCGCUCUCAAUUCCUUCCAUGCUGUCAGUUAUUAUUCCAAAGUCAUCCCUUCCUAUGAUGCAGCUGCUGUAGCAAAUCAGAACAUUUCAAUUCAUUUGCCAUCGGCUGUCCCCAAAGUCUCCAAGUUUAUUCCUCAACAUUGCAAUUCUGUAUUGGACCAAACAUGCACAACCCAUUCCAACGGUCUGACAACCGCGUCUGGGCACUGGGGAGAUGUGGGCGGUUUGGACAACCUCGCGGCGCUCAGAGGGCGCGCAGAGGGCGUAGGACCCGGACCGCGGCCGCGGUGGGUGCGCCCUGCCAAGAAGGGCGGGGGACGGGGCGCGCACGCGGAGGAGGAGGAGACGGGCGUGUGA
Molecule: messenger RNA, 1425 nt
Organism: Ochotona curzoniae (black-lipped pika)
Lineage: Eukaryota; Metazoa; Chordata; Mammalia; Lagomorpha; Ochotonidae
Gene: SOHLH2
Product: spermatogenesis and oogenesis specific basic helix-loop-helix 2
Exons: 11
Coding region: 1-1425 (474 amino acids)
Biological process (GO): regulation of DNA-templated transcription; spermatogenesis
Cellular component (GO): nucleus
Molecular function (GO): DNA-binding transcription factor activity, RNA polymerase II-specific; RNA polymerase II cis-regulatory region sequence-specific DNA binding; protein dimerization activity
Source: RefSeq, a predicted model, not a curated record